UCGUGUAUGUAAGACAAACUAUUCACAUAUAGAACAACACGUAUUGCUAUCGUUAAAGUACUCGUAAAUUAAUUGGUAAUGUAACUUCCUAAAGUUGACAAGAGAGCAAAUGAUUAUGGGCUUUAUGUUUAUCAAGCGUACGAUAGUGAAACCACGCAUCGUUCGGCAGACAAUGCAUGAUGCACACAGGGAAUAAUGAAAAAAAAUUCCCUAAAUGUGGUUGCUUAUUAUUAUGUUGUGCAAUAUUAGUGUGGAAAGUCCCUUUGAGAGAGUUUGACAUUGAAUGAAGCAACAAAAGGUGUUUACUCAAGCUCAGCAACAUAAACUAUGUUGGCAAUACUAAUAAUACCACACACACACGUCGACGAGAAGUUUAAUACUUCGCGAUAGUUCAAGAUGGGGAAAGGAUCGACAUUUUUGUUUCUCUGCUUUGCCGCUCUGUACGUGGUACCAAAUGGUUCUCAUGCUACAAAACAGUUGAUACCCAAAAUUACAUACUGUGCUCAUAGCAUGUUGAUGGGAACCAUAGAAGCCCAUCUUGACAUAUGGCCAUACCAUCUCAAAUCUAUCUACUGCGAAGAUGGAACGACUACUGUAGACCCUAAAGGAUGUUAUAUGAAAAAGGGAGAGAUCAGAACACUUGGAUUUUGGACUGCCCUAGAUGGAAGUUUUGCUUCUCUUUUCACGAAGUCCGUGUGUCACGGAAAUGUCACUGUUCAUAAUGAAUAUGGGGAACUGAUGCUGUGCGUAAGACUAACCGUCCAAGUGAAUGACGUCUAAAUCACCAACAAGUCUCAGGCGAGAAGAACUACAGAACUUUCAUAUCAUACAGAUUGUCAUCAAGACAGCUUUAGCUAGAAGGCUAGAAUGAGAGCAAAAUGAGAGAUAAAUUCACUUCAUCAUUGCACCCUUGCCCACCCCCCCCCCCAAAGCUGGUGUGUUACAAAUUGUUAAAGACACUUGACACUAUUGGUAAUUGUCA
Messenger RNA from Asterias rubens (European starfish), 982 nucleotides. RefSeq lists its product as uncharacterized. Lineage: Eukaryota; Metazoa; Echinodermata; Asteroidea; Forcipulatida; Asteriidae. The record is from RefSeq and is a predicted model, not a curated record. The transcript has 4 exons. The coding region runs from base 397 to 780 and encodes 127 amino acids.